UGCGCCUCUCGCCUGCCUGCCCGCGGAGUAGCCGUGCAAGCACAGUCGAGUGAGAGCGGCCACGACGAUGCCCCGGAAAACUCGCUCUCUGCUCUCCAUAGCAUGGCUCUUCCUCGUCGCUUUCGCGCCGCAGGCUACCACCGCGUGCCCCAGUCGCUGCCUUUGCUUUCGCACCACCGUGAGGUGCAUGCAUUUAAUGCUGGAGAAUAUACCUGCCGUCUCCCCGCAGACCACAAUCCUGGAUUUGCGAUUCAAUAAAAUCAAAGAUAUUCCAGUUGCAGCCUUCAGACGUUUGAAGCACCUCAAUACACUGCUGUUAAACAACAACCAAAUAAGGAGAAUUCCCAGGGGUGCGUUUGAAGACUUGGAGAAUUUAAAAUAUCUCUAUUUGUACAAGAAUGAAAUCCAAUCACUUGACAGGCAAGCAUUUAAGGGACUUGUCUCUCUAGAACAACUGUAUCUCCACUUCAAUCAAAUAGAAUCUUUAGAACCAGCUUCCUUCAGUGACCUUCCAAAGCUCGAAAGGCUUUUUUUGCACAACAAUAGAUUGUCGCAGAUCUUGCCUGGAACAUUCAGUCAGUUAGAGUCCAUGAAAAGAUUGAGAUUGGACUCCAAUAGCCUGAAUUGUAACUGCGAUCUGAUGUGGUUGGCUGAGAUGCUGCAGGAAUAUGCUGAAUCAAGUAACACACAAGCAGCAGCUACCUGCGAGUAUCCCAAAAGGCUGCAGGGAAGAUCUGUUGCCACAGUUACACCAGAAGAAUUCAAUUGUGAGAAACCACGAAUCACAACGCAGCCACAGGAUGCGGAUGUAACAUCUGGGAACACUGUGUACUUUACCUGCCGAGCUGAGGGAAAUCCAAAGCCUGAAAUAAUUUGGCUUCGUAACAAUAAUGCACUAGAUAUGAAGUAUAAUCCACGCUUAAAUCUAUUUAAUUCUAUAUACCUCCCCCGCACAUUACAAGCCACCCUUCAGUUCCCUGGAUUUUCCAAACCCAGGUCCCCCCUCUGGUGGCCUGUAAAGGCACAACCUACAACUGGGCCUGAUAUCGAGGUUAAUGGAAAUCUGCUCUUGUUUAUAGGCAGUGCAUUUCCUGGAGACAGGCGGUUUAUUUUCCUACCCUCAGGAUCAUUGAGGAUUUCCGGAGUUGCUCUUCACGAUGCGGGCCAAUAUGAAUGCCAGGCCGAUAAUGUUGUUGGUGCCCGUCGAAUUGCUGUCCUGCUAACUGUGCAACGCCGAGUAUCGCUGGUCUUCACAAACCGACCAGCUGACCAGACGGUUGCAGUUGGAACAGAUGUGCAGAUUCCCUGCAGUGCUCGAGGCAGCCCGGAACCUACUCUAACAUGGAGUAAGGAUGGAAUUCAGGUAACAGAGAGUGGAAAAUUUCACAUUGGCUCCGAAGGAUUUCUUUCAAUUCGUGAUGUUGGAUCAGGAGAUGGAGGACAGUAUGAAUGCAUUGCCAGGAACAACAUUGAUCACUCCGUCGCUAGCAUGGUGUUGACUGUGGUUGUCCCUGACAUUGUUCGAAGUGGCGAUACCUUUGUGGAGUCCUCAAUCAAGGAAGCUAUUCAGAGUGUUGACAGUGCCAUCAACUCCACCCGCACUAAUUUGUUUGGGAGCCGGCCUCAAACUCCGAGUGAACUGUUUGCCUUGUUCCGUUAUCCACGACUGCCGAUUGUUUUUGAUCUUGCACGAGCAGGGGAAGUUUUUGAACGGACCUUGCAACUCAUUCAGGAGCAUGUAAAUCGCGGACUGAUGGUUGAUCUAAACGGAACAGGUUUUCGCUAUAAUGACCUUUUGUCUCCAAGGUUCCUGAGCCUGAUUGCAAAUCUGUCAGGCUGCACGGCCCACCGUCGAAUCAAUAACUGUUCCGACAUUUGCUUCCAUCAGAAGUACCGAUCUCACGAUGGAACAUGCAACAAUCUCCAGCAUCCCAUGUGGGGAGCUUCCCUGACUGCCUUUGAACGCCUUCUGAAGCCAGUCUAUGAAAACGGGUUUAAUCUGCCGAGAGGAAUUAAUCGAGACCGGUUUUCCAAUGGGUUUCCUCUCCCUCUACCUCGCCUCAUUUCAACCUCUCUGGUAGGCACUGAAGCCAUUACCCCUGACGACCAGUACACACACAUGUUGAUGCAGUGGGGUCAGUUCGUUGAUCAUGAUAUAGAUUUGACUGUUACAGCAUUAAGUCUUUCCAGGUUUUCAGACGGUCAAGGCUGUAGUUCUGUCUGCACAAAUGACCCACCGUGCUUUCCCAUCUUGAUUCCUCAAAAUGACCCCAGAGUGCGUAAUGGAGCUCGCUGUAUGUUUUUUGUACGGUCUAGUCCUGUCUGUGGAAGUGGGAUGACGUCAUUGUUAAUGGAAUCCGUGUAUCCACGGGAGCAGAUCAACCAGUUGACGUCUUUUAUUGAUGCGUCCAAUGUAUAUGGGAGCUCAGACCAGGAAGCUGAGGAAAUCCGUGACCUGGCCAGCCAACGAGGCCUGCUGAAGCAAGGGAUAGCACACCGCUUGGGGAAACCACUUUUGCCAUUUGCUACUGGUCCUCCCACGGAGUGCAUGAGAGAUGAAAACGAAAGUCCCAUUCCUUGCUUCCUGGCUGGGGAUCAUCGCUCCAACGAGCACAUGGGUUUAACCAGCAUGCACACAGUUUGGUUUCGAGAACACAACCGAAUUGCCACCGAGCUCCUAAAGCUGAAUCCUCAUUGGGACGGUGAAACUAUUUACCAUGAAGCUCGUAAAAUAGUUGGUGCCCAGAUGCAGCACAUCACCUACAGCCACUGGCUACCCAAGAUUUUCGGUGACUUUGGAAUGAGAAUGCUUGGGGACUACAAAGGCUACGAGCCCAGUGUUAAUUCAGGAAUAGUGAAUGUGUUUGCCACGGCGGCCUUUAGAUUUGGGCACACGCUGAUUAACCCAAUUCUUUACCGGCUGGACGAUACAUUUCAGCCCAUUCCGCAGGGCCACCUUUCUCUUCACAAAGCGUUUUUCUCUCCGUUCCGUAUAGUGAACGAGGGUGGCAUUGACCCGUUGCUGCGCGGAUUGUUUGCAGUUCCAGGAAAGAUGCGGGUCCCCACGGAGCUGGUAAAUACAGAACUCACAGAGCGCCUUUUCUCCAUGGCACAUGCAGUGGCACUGGAUCUAGCUGCUAUGAACAUUCAGAGAGGUAGGGACCACGGAAUACCUCCUUACAAUGAUUACAGAGUCUACUGUAAUCUCACUUCGGCUCAGGAAUUCGAAGACCUAAAAAAUGAAAUUAAGAAUCCACAAAUUAGAGAAAAGCUCAGGAAUUUAUAUGGUACUCCGUUGAACAUAGAUUUAUUCCCUGCAUUAAUGGUGGAAGACCUAAUACCAGGAUCCAGAUUGGGACCAACUCUUCUCUGUUUGUUAUCAACUCAGUUUAAACGUCUUCGAGACGGUGACAGGUUCUGGUAUGCGAAUCCUGGGGUGUUCACUCCAGCCCAGCUGACCCAGAUCAAGCAGACUUCUCUUGGCAGAGUGCUGUGUGACAAUGGGGACAACAUCACCAGGGUGCAGGCUGAUGUGUUCAGAGUGGCAGAAUAUCCUCAUGGUUAUCAAAGUUGUGCCGACAUGCCAAGGAUGGACCUAAGGAUGUGGCAAGACUGCUGCGAAGAUUGCAGAACUCGAGGACAAUUCAAUGCACUGUCGCACCAUUUCCGUGGCAAACGGUCAUCUAAACACAGCUUCCAUGAUGAAUCACCAUUAAGGACAAAGAGAAGUCCCACACGUUCCAGUUCUUUGAUGAAUGCCUUUCAUGCUGACAAUCUAACGUUGUCAUCGAAAGCCGCUUCUGCAAAAGCUGAUAGCCCUGCCAAUGAUUUCCAGGAUUUUGUGACGGGCAUACAAAAGACCAUCACUGAUCUUCAAAAUCAGAUUAAAACACUUGAAGCGCGACUCAGUAAAUCUGGUUGUACUGAUGGAAAAGCAAGAGAACGAUCCAACAACGAGAAGUGGAAAGAGGACUCUUGCACCACCUGCAUAUGCAAGGAGGGGCAACUUACGUGCUUUGUUGAAACAUGCCCACCAGCCAGUUGUUCUAAUCCUGUAAAGAUGGAGGGAAUGUGCUGUCCAGUCUGCACAAGACAAGAUGAAAAUUCCUAAACCAUCACUGCAGAACUGAAGGGGAUAUAGGAACCUUUAUAUUCUCCAAUGAGUUGUGAUGUAUGGAUGUCAGUAUGAAUACUGUGUGCUUUCAGAACUACCCAUCAGUAUUCAUUCAAAAAUGGAAAGGAAACUUCAAUUUGAGGAAAUCCCAAGAAAUAUUAAACAAAAGUGCUCGAAUGCAUGCUUCAUGUUAACUGAUUAUAAAUCAGUAACGUAAUUAAACAUUAUAUGUGCAUGUACCGUGUAUGUACUGUCAAAGAGAACCACAAUGCAAAAGUAUUGAAAGGGAAGUAGUAUGUUAUCUAUGACAGGGUGAUUUCAAUUUGUUUGCCAUGUUUUCUUAGUAAGAAGCUUCUCAGGUUCGAAAUGCCAAAAUGAAAGUGGUGCUACAUGUAUCUUGUAUUUGAUAUUAUAGUGAAUAGCAGGAGCUAACAUACCAUAACAUUUCCAGACUCCUUUAUUUGCUUGAAAGCAAAAUCUAUCUCAAGAACUCAUCUAGUUCAGCAACCAUAUGUCUUUGCUUUUUGAAUGAGUGUGAAAAAUAGUUUAAGGAGGAAUAAAAACACUAAAGCAGUGCUUUUUUUUAAUAAAUAUAUAUAUUUUUUACUCUGUUAUAGAGUUCCCCCAGGUGUUUGGUGUGCUAGGAGUCUUUCACCAUUCCAAGGUGUUGAGACUUGUCGGCUGUUCUUUUAGUUACUUGGCUCUGCUUGGAAAUAAUGUGAAGAUGUUAUUUGUACAAUUCAGACAUUUGGUACAUAGAUGCCUACUAAUUUACAGGUUGGUGUACAUAUACAUUGAAAAAGUGCCUCUGGUGUUUUGCUAAUUGGCACUGUAUGUCAGCGUUCUCACACAAUAAGUAAGAUCAUUUUUUUUUUUAGCAAUCUAGAUUAGAACCUUUAAAGAGUUUUUUUUAACGUCUUUGUGGCCUGGCUACUGAAUAUUCAGCUCUAACCAUUACACCUUAUUGGAUAUAUGGCAUUUUGCACUUCCUGAAUUUUUGGAUAAUUUUUUAAUGUACUGGUAGUGUUUUUUUUUUUACAUUGUUGGAAUUGUUACUGUAUACAGGCAUAAGAAAUGGAGAAUGAGGGGAGGGGGGGGGGGGGGGGGGUAUAAAAGGGUUUUCUUACUCCCUGAUUGUUCACUGAUCAGCUGUGCUAACCAAUGAAACAGUAUUAAAUAUUGUCUAACAUUUAUAAUCAUUGUUUCUUUAUUGUAGGGAAGAAAUUUUAUUUAUUUGCUCAGUCAGGUGUAAUUGGUCACUUUUAUUCAUUGAUGAAGGAUAGAUAUCAUUUUUUGUUAAAGCAUACAGUAAUCAUACCUCAGCUUUUCCAUUUCGGGUGCUAAUUGAUUGAAAAACAAAAUUGUCAAGUUACUUUAAAAGAAAAAGUAGCCACAUUUGUAAUAUGCCAAACCGGCAUAGAUUUAUUAACAUGAAGCCCUUUUUAAGUUAUUUUAAUACUGAAAAGAUUUGUAAUAGAAAAAACAUCACAGCAGCAACAAAAUCCCACGUGAUUAAUUGUUUUGUUUGGAUCUUUUUGUGAAAACAAACCACCAAUUUACAGGGAAGAUUCAUUAUCAUGACUUUCAAUGUUAAGGUAGUCUUUUCUCCGUGCUUCACGGGUAUAAAGGAACAAUGUUGUAAUGUGGAAAAUACUAGCUGUUAUUUCUGCUUAUAGAAAAUUUGUCUGGGUUCAUUUUUGUUUCAAAAUCUGUUUUAUCUUUGUCUUGAGCACAUGAAAAAGCUGGUGAUAGCUCCACAGGCAGAGUGAUAACUCCCAUUCUGUAUGAUUCUUUGCAGGCUGUGAUACUGAUUAAUGAAUUGUUCUGGUGGAACAAUGUGAGGCAGUUCUGCUGCUUUGGUGUUAUUCUAUCUUUCUCCUAACAGCAGUGCUGAUUAGUUUUUAUACUGAACAAUGUCCAUGUUGAAUUUGUUCAUACUGUCCUGGCGCUGAAAGUCUUAAUAGCCAUAUUAGUUCAAUGAGAACAGAACAGGAGAACAGCCUAUGCUCUUUACCUAGCAUAAAAUAAUAAAUUUACCAAAGAGAUGUUUGCACUGUGUAAUACUUUUGUAUGAAUCAAAUUAAACAGACCACAAUAUCUGAAAAGUGCAGUGU
Molecule: messenger RNA, 6228 nt
Organism: Leucoraja erinaceus (little skate)
Lineage: Eukaryota; Metazoa; Chordata; Chondrichthyes; Rajiformes; Rajidae
Product: peroxidasin homolog
Exons: 21
Coding region: 68-4111 (1347 amino acids)
Biological process (GO): response to oxidative stress
Molecular function (GO): protein binding; peroxidase activity; heme binding
Source: RefSeq, a predicted model, not a curated record